GGCUGGUGGGAGGCAGUGACCCCCAACCCCCCGCCCCCGCCCUGCCUCCUCCCGGGCCAUCCAGGGGGCACCAGGCGGCCGCAGCGCACCCCGCCCACGGCUUCUGGGGAGGCGGGCCCAGAAGGCGGGGCCUGAGGCUAUUUGAGGCGCAGGAGCCUGGAGGGACAGUCGCGACCCUGCUGGACACAGCCCAGAGCAGGGGAUGCUGAAGAUGAUGACCUUCCAAGGCCUUCCUGGCCAGCAGACUGCAACCCACAUUCUCCACCUGCCUAGAGACCCCCAGAGCCAGCUAUCCACGUCCGAGGCCAAGGCCUCCAUGUGGGAGGAGCCCUCGAGAGACCCGGUGGUCCCCCUGGAGGUGGAGGUAGCCCCUGAAAGGAAUGAGGAGGCAGCCAGGAAGAAGGAGAAGAAGAAGCCCAGGGGGCUGGCCAACAUGUUCAGUGUCUUCACCAAAGGCAGAAAGAAGAAGGAGCAGGAGGGGGAGCCUGCACCCCUGCUGGGGCAGGGGGGACAGAUGCCCACAGUGGAGGAGCUGAAGGCGGCGCUGGAGCAGGGCAGGCUGGAGGCAGCGGGGCCGCUGCUGGCGCUCGAGCGGGAGCUGGUGGCGCUGGCGGCGUCGGGCAGCGCGGACGCGGAGGAGCUGGUGCGGCGGCAGAGCAAGGUGGAGGCGCUGUACGUGCUGCUGCGCGGCCUGGUGCUCGGGCUGCUGGGCCGCCCGCUGCUCGCGGCCCCCGAGCGGCUGCGCCAGGCCCUGGCGGUGCUGGCCGAGCAGGAGCGCGAGGACGCCGCGCAGGGGCCCGGACCCGCGUCGCUGGAGGCCACGCGCCCACGCGGGUGGCUGCGGCAGUGGCGGGACGAGGUGGCGCGCGCCGCGGACGAGCGGCUGGGCGGGGCCCCCGACGGCGCCGACGACCCCGGGGCCGGCUCGCAGGCCGAGCGCGCCUUCCUGCACAUGGGCUGCACCAUGAAGAACGACCUGGAGGCCGUGGUGGAGCGCCUCAAGCCGCUCUUCCCCGCCGAGAUGGACGUGGUGGCCGUCUACGCCCGCAGCUACCACGCGCAUUUCGCUGCGCAGCUGGCCUCCAUGGCGCAGUUCGAGCUGUGCCCGCGGGACACCUACAUGCUGCUGCUCUGGGUGCAGAAGCUCUACCCCGAUGACAUUAUCAACAGCCCCAAGCUGGCAGGUGAGCUGCAGGGGCUUGAGCUGGGCAGCCUCCUGCCCCCCAAGCAGGUCCAGGAACUGGAGGUCACCUUCUUGUCCAAUGAGGUGACAGGUGUGAAGGAGCUAAUGGCUCGUGCCCUGGAGCUGGAGUCAGAGCGCUGGGCCCAGAACACUGCCCCCCAGUUCCUGGACAGCCAUUGGCACAGCGAGCUGGCCAUCGACAUCAUGCAGAUCCUGUACCAGGCCCACACCAAGGCCAGGAAUGUUACCCCAGACCUGGGCUCCCAGAUCCGGCCCAUGCUGCUAGCAGCGCUCACAGCCUUCCUCAACAGCUACCUGAGCACCUUUGACAACUUCCUGGAGAAGGGCAGGCAGCUGAGCAACUACAGGCCCAACGUCAUGGCCAACGUUAACAACUGCCAGCUCUUCUGGACCACCGUGGAGCAGAAGUGGCAGCAGACACAGGCCUCGCAGAACUUCAUGCUGAGUCCCCUGAGGGACCUCAAGAGUCACAGCUUUGCCAUCUUGCUCCAGAGCCUGUUCGAGGACCUGAAGCCACUAUUCAAAAAGGCACAGGCCCGCUGGUCCGCCCCUGAGCAGCUGGACGAAAUCCUGGCCACAGUGGGUGGUCGGCUGCCUGAGUUCUCAGGGCUUCGAGACUGCUUCCGAGAGGAGCUCAUGGAGGCCGUGCACCUGCACCUGGUGAAGGAGUACAUCACCCUCCUGGGCAGGCGCCGCCUGGUGCUCAAGGCUGUGGAGCAGCAGCUGCAGCUGGCCGGGCAGAUCGAGGCCAACGCCAACCUCAUCCAGAGUUUCUGCACGCAGCACGGCUCCCCCGCCAGCUGGUUGAACCCCGCGAUCCCCACCAUCGCUGAGAUCAUCCGCCUGCAGGACCCCAACGCCAUCAAGAUCUCAGUGGCCACGUACGCCACCUGGUACCCCGACUUUAGCAAAGGCCACCUGAACACCAUCCUGGCCAUCAAGGGAAACCUGCCCAGCAGUGAAGCCAGGGACAUCCGCAGCAUCCUGGACAUGAGCACAGGCACGAGGGAACCCACCAAGGCCCUAUUCUCUCUGAUAAAGGUCGGCUAGCACCUCC
Molecule: messenger RNA, 2261 nt
Organism: Erinaceus europaeus (western European hedgehog)
Lineage: Eukaryota; Metazoa; Chordata; Mammalia; Eulipotyphla; Erinaceidae
Gene: TNFAIP2
Product: TNF alpha induced protein 2
Exons: 12
Coding region: 203-2254 (683 amino acids)
Biological process (GO): exocytosis; exocyst localization
Cellular component (GO): exocyst
Molecular function (GO): SNARE binding
Source: RefSeq, a predicted model, not a curated record